Molecule: messenger RNA, 1008 nt
Organism: Capsella rubella
Lineage: Eukaryota; Viridiplantae; Streptophyta; Magnoliopsida; Brassicales; Brassicaceae
Product: F-box/kelch-repeat protein At5g49000
Exons: 4
Coding region: 1-1008 (335 amino acids)
Molecular function (GO): protein binding
Source: RefSeq, a predicted model, not a curated record
AUGAGGAUCUCCCCAACGUCGGCCACAAAUAAGCAGAUUAAAUCUUCGGCCCCAAAUCCAUCACUUCCCAAUGAUUUGCUAUUGACUUGCUUUGCACGUGUAUCAAGAUUGUAUUACCCGACUCUUUCCUUAGUCUCUAAAAGCUUUCAAACCCUAGUUGUUUCACCGGAGCUUUACAAGACUCGAUCUUUCUUGAACCGCAAGGAGAAUUGUCUCUACGUGUGCUUAAAGUUCCCUCCUGACCCUAAUCGUUAUUGGUUCACUCCCUGCCGUAAACCAAAUCAAACCCUAGCUAAGAAGAAGACUACAAAUUCAAGUGGAUCUCACAUGUGGCGUGAGGCUCCAUGCAUGAGGAUGAAGCGGAAUUAUCCAACUGUUAACGUUGUUGAUGGAAAGAUAUAUGUAGCAGGAGGCUUGGAAAUGAAAGAUUUCUAUUCAUCUGAUUCCUCAAGUUGGAUGGAGGUUUUUGAUCCAAAUACUCAAUCUUGGGAGCCUGUUUGGUGCCCUUUAUCAAAGAGAAUUAAUCUACCAUACCGGAGCGCAGCGAUUGAAGGAGAAAUAUACAUGGUUAAGCCGAAUGCUAUAGGUGUGUCUUACAAGCCAAAAGAAGAUAAAUGGGGAGAUGUAAGCAAGUGGGAGUUGGAGUCAGGAUGGGAUUUUCUUUCUUAUUGCGUUAUAGACAACGUACUCUAUAGUUAUCAUGGAGGUCGAAUCAAUUGGUUCGACUUUAAAAAACGAAUUUGGAGAGCAUUAGAGGGUUUAGAAGGGCUUCCUAAGAUUGACAAUUCUAGUACUGUUAAGUUAGCGGAUUAUGGUGGUAAGUUGGUUGUUUUGUGGGACAAGUAUUUGGAUUCAAGUGGGUAUAAGGAGAAGAUGAUUUGGUGUGCAGAGAUUUCGCUUCAGAAACGCAACGAUAAAGAGAUUUGGGGGGAGGUUGAGUGGUUCGAUGCGGUUCUUACCGUCCCUAAGUCUUAUACAUUCAUAUGUGCCGAAUCUGCUACUGUUUGA